UGGUCACCUCAUCCACGAACUUGAAGCCGCUGCUCUGCCUCUGCCUCUGCCUCUGCUGCUGCAGCUGUCGCUGAGCUGAGCUUUUUACUUGUUGCAUUUGCAGCGUGGUGACUUGAGAAGAGAGAGAGAGAGGGAGAGGGAGAGGGAGAGUGAGAGUGAGGGGCGACCGGGCGAUGGAGUUCUUGGCGCUGCUCCUCCUCGUCUCCAACUCUCUCUUGCUCCCUUCCUUGGGUCUUGCUGUUUCAGGUCAAGAAGCACAUGGGGUGGCUCGCCUCCAUGAGCGGCCAUCUCCGGCAGGUGCGCGUGUAUCGGUCGCUCAAGCGGAGCUCGCCAUGGUGGCCUCCUCGGUUCUUGGGGCGGAGUCGUGGCUCAGGGCGCAUGUCCUGGCGCGCUACCCCUCCAACCACAUCACCGCCAUCGCCGUCGGCCGUGGCGUCUCCUGCGGCGGCUAUGGCCAAGAGCAGCUCCGCGUCGCGCGCGCCGCCAAGAACCUGCACCACGCCCUCGUGCGCUGGGGCCUCGUCGGGGACAUCAAGAUCGACGCUUCCUCUGCCUCGUGCGUGGAGGAGGGAGGGGCGCUGAAGAGGAGGCUGUACGGCAUGCACCACCUGCCGCCGCCGUCGGUGACGAGUCCGCCGCCGCCCGGCGUGCCGUUGUCCUUCGCGCCCAACUCGCCUCCGGAAGUUGUCCCAUCGGUUCCACCCGCAGGCGCUGCGCCGCCGAGCACGCCGGUGGUUGCGCCUGCGCCAGCAAGCCCACCACCCAUGGCGAUGCCGGCGACCCCGCCCGACGCGGCUGGCGGCAUGGCGCCGUCUGUAAUGCCGGCACCGUGCUUGGCGGCUCCACCGGCGGUGGCGGCAAUGUCGCCGCCACCGUUGUCCGGCGAGGGAGGCAAUGGCGGUGGCGGGCUGUGGUGCGUGGCGAAGCCGACCGUGCCCUUGGACAGGUUGCAGGAGGCGAUGGACUACGCGUGCAGCCAGGACGGAGUGGACUGCCAGGAGGUCUCGGCCGGGGGAAGCUGCUUCUACCCGGACACCAUUGCGGCGCAUGCGUCGUAUGCGUUCAACAGCUAUUGGCAGAAGAUGAAGCGAAUUGGUGGGAGCUGCGGCUUCGGUGGUGCUGCUGUGCUCAUCAAUUCUGACCCAAGUUAUCUGCAAUGUCGCUUCAUGUUGAGUUGAAAAAGGCUGAAAUUGGAUCUUCUGUUGUGGUCAGUAUUAUUCUAAUGAAGUGGUCUUAAUACUCUGAUUGAACAUUUUCUCUUAUAAUGCAACUUUGAGUAAAUAGUACUUGGUGUUUAGUAGUAUUUCACUACGGCUCACUUGGGGAGGGGCCGAAUCCAUCCAAUAGUAUGUAGCUCUGGAACUGAAUAACUCAAGAACAAUCUGUUACGCUAUCUUCAGUUCCUUAAAAUAUUUUACUUAUCUUUGGAUGCUUGAUAGCCAGCACGGUUAAGGGCUUAAUUUUUUUUUACAAAAUUUAUGUUGUGCUGGUUACCAGCUUCCAUUAUCAAAUUACUAUGUAAUUUUGUUGUUAUAACACAAUUGGCUCGGCUCGCCAUAUGUAUCUGAGUA
Oryza brachyantha (malo sina) is the source of this 1571-nucleotide messenger RNA. RefSeq names its product translation initiation factor IF-2. The coding region runs from base 174 to 1178 and encodes 334 amino acids. The record is from RefSeq and is a predicted model, not a curated record. The transcript has 3 exons. NCBI's taxonomy places the organism in Eukaryota, Viridiplantae, Streptophyta, Magnoliopsida, Poales, Poaceae.